Molecule: messenger RNA, 868 nt
Organism: Beta vulgaris subsp. vulgaris (sugar beet)
Lineage: Eukaryota; Viridiplantae; Streptophyta; Magnoliopsida; Caryophyllales; Amaranthaceae
Product: cytochrome b5
Exons: 4
Coding region: 206-613 (135 amino acids)
Cellular component (GO): membrane; intracellular membrane-bounded organelle
Molecular function (GO): heme binding
Source: RefSeq, a predicted model, not a curated record
AACAAAAAGUCAGAUCAGAAGUCCCUGUCCACCAAGAAAUUUCUCUUCAAUAUAAAGGUCAAUAAUAAUAACCCACUAAAAUAUUUAAGCAUUUUCUCUCCACUGCCACACUUCAAUUCCACAAUUGGGGUAAUUUAAAGGGUGGUUGGUAAGGAGGUAGAAAAAUCAACCCCUUUUUCUCUCUAUCUCCAUACUCUUCAUUAGAAUGGCAUCAGAUCGUAAAGUUCAUACCUUUGAGGAGGUUUCAAAGCACAACAGUAAUAAGGAUUGUUGGUUGAUUAUCUCUGGAAAGGUCUAUGAUGUAAGUCCAUUCAUGGAUGAUCACCCUGGUGGUGAUGAAGUUCUUCUGUCUGCUACUGGUAAAGAUGCAACCAAUGAUUUUGAAGAUGUCGGCCACAGUGACUCCGCCCGAGAAAUGAUGGACAAGUACUACAUUGGAGAAGUCGAUGUAUCAACCGUCCCACUAAAACGCUCAUAUGUUCCACCACAGCAGGCCCAUUACAAUCAUGACAAGACUUCCGAAUUCAUUAUUAAGAUCUUACAGUUCGUGGUGCCCCUUCUUAUCUUGGGGUUGGCUUUUGUGGUUCGGCACUAUACCAAGAAGGAGGAUUAGAGAAUAGUUAUCUACAAAGCUCAAUUAGGUAUUCAGAAGUUUCAGUUCUUGGAGAAGUGACCAGUUCCACAAAUUCUAUUAACUGUGUCAUGUCUGAAAGUCAUGUUCUAGCUUCUAUCAUUGCUAUAUUGCUAUGUUUUUGAGUUUCUUAAGGGGUUAUUAUUCUACUGCUCAUUUGGAUAAUUCUAUGUGGCAGACCUUCGUUAAGAACUUUAAUGUUGUGUUCUUGCUUUGUAGUAUUAUUUUUUCUGAUGA